Molecule: messenger RNA, 1587 nt
Organism: Setaria italica (foxtail millet)
Lineage: Eukaryota; Viridiplantae; Streptophyta; Magnoliopsida; Poales; Poaceae
Product: dnaJ homolog subfamily C member 17
Exons: 4
Coding region: 265-1158 (297 amino acids)
Molecular function (GO): RNA binding
Source: RefSeq, a predicted model, not a curated record
AGCGGCAUCCUCAGGCCUCAGCCCGACCCGAAGCCCGGGGCUCCCCGCCGUUUCCAACUCGGCAACUCCCGAUCGGCUGCCUCGGCCUCGAUCUAGGGUUUCGGCGCCCGGUCUCCUACGUCCUACCCUCCCCGUGCUCACCGUGUCCCUCGCUCGCGUUCAACUCGCCUUCCGGCAAAGCGGAGGCGAAGGCGAAGGCGAAGGCGAAGGCGAGCGGGGGCGCUUCUCUGCGGCACCACGUGACCUAUUUGAGGCCGUGCGUCCAUGGCGGCGAUGGGGCAGGAGGAGGAUGACAUCGAUCACUACGAGGUGCUCUGCCUCCCAUCGGGGGAGGAAGGCGCGGCGCUGACCAUCGAGCAGAUUGAGAAGGCCUACCGGACGCAGUCGCGGCAGCGCCACCCCGACAAGCGCCCCGACGAUCCCAACGCCACCGCCGACUUCCAGCGCCUCUCGAGCUCAUACAAGCUACUGCGGGACGAGUCCCUCCGCCGCCAGUUCGACGCGCGCCUCCGCGGCCGCCGUGAGGCAGCGGCCCGCGCCGCCGCCUCGGGCGUCAAGCGCCGUAAGGCGGUCUCCGACCUCGAGGAGCGCGAGCGCGCCGCCGCCGCCGGCCAGCCCGCCAACCCCGAAGAGCUCGCCAAGCGCGAGAUGAAGCAGAAGGCCGCCGACAUCGAGCGCGAGCUCGAGCAGUUCCGCACCGCCAAGCAGGCUGCCGCUGCAGGCGCCACGGCAUCUUCGGCGUAUGGAGAUAAGAAGGGUGGAGCCUCGCAAGAUGGGGUGAAAACAGACAAGGGCAAGAUCUUGAAGGUUUCAUGGGAUGGGAGUGCUGAUUCUUAUACUGCAGCAAAGUUGGAAGAACUCUUCCAGAAAUUCGGCAAAGUCGAAGACAUAGUAAUCAAGACAAGGAAAUCAAGGAGUAAGGGCUCAGCAAUUGUAGUCAUGGGCACCAAAGAAGCUGCACUAUUAGCAAUACAGAACCAUUUUUCUCUGUUUCCAUUAAAUGUCGCUCCUGUUCAAGAAUCGGGUGGGUUACCAGCAAGGCCAUCUCAAACACAUGAAUCGAGGGCAAGCAACAUCGAUGGAACUGGAUUUAGCGAUUUGGAAGCGUCGGUAUUCCGGAAACUCCAGGAGGCCCAGAAAAGGAAACAAUGUGGCUGAUUGCUUCUUUCUGAAACAUGAGUUGGUACUUAUGUAUGACAUGUUGCGCAACAGACAACACCUGAGGAUUGCUGGGGUAGCCGAGUAACAGAAAUCAGAACUACACAUUUGUUUAGUAACAAGUCCUGUAGCAGCGACAGAUGAUUUUUUUGGUCAGUCAACAAAUUGUACCAUGUAUGUAUGAAUAGUCUGUAAUCAUAAUCCUUAACUGUGUACUGGACUAUGUCAUCCAACAUGAUGUGACCAUUUUUUGCUGCAAAAUGGGAAAAGGAGGCCUCGCGGAAUGGUUCGUUCACAGGUGCUUGUUGCCUUGAUCUUUAGUAAUCUCAGUUCUUAACUAUGUACUCUAGUAUGUCUCAUCACAAUGGUCGGUGUACAAAUUGUACCCUGUAUGUACUCGAGUAUAUGAUACUACCCCUUUUUUGGCUU